Meriones unguiculatus (Mongolian gerbil) is the source of this 5784-nucleotide messenger RNA. It is a transcript of the gene Klhdc10, whose product is annotated as kelch domain containing 10. NCBI's taxonomy places the organism in Eukaryota, Metazoa, Chordata, Mammalia, Rodentia, Muridae. The record is from RefSeq and is a predicted model, not a curated record. Gene Ontology annotation, molecular function: protein binding. The transcript has 10 exons. Gene Ontology annotation, biological process: positive regulation of stress-activated MAPK cascade. The coding region runs from base 105 to 1424 and encodes 439 amino acids.
GCCCCUGUCUCCCCGGUCUCUUGAGGAGCCCGGGAAGGAGGCUGGGCUCGCGCUGCCGGGGCAGGGGCUUGCCGGGAGCCGGCUGCGGCAAUCGUUAGCGGGCCAUGUCGGCUGCCCAGGGCUGGGAUCGGAACCGCCGGCGGGGAGGAGGCGCGGCCGGCGGGGCCGGCGGGGGGAGCGGGGCCGGCGCGGCCGGCGGGGCGCGGGGCAGCGGCCAGCUCAACCGCUUCGUGCAGCUCUCCGGACGGCCGCACCUGCCAGGUAAGAAGAAAAUACGAUGGGACCCAGUUAGGAGGCGCUUCAUUCAGUCCUGUCCCAUCAUAAGGAUCCCUAACAGGUUCUUGAGAGGCCACAGACCUCCCCCAGCUCGCAGCGGACACCGGUGUGUGGCAGACAGCACCAAUCUCUAUGUGUUUGGAGGGUACAACCCAGACUAUGAUGAGUCGGGCGGGCCGGACAAUGAAGACUACCCUCUCUUCAGGGAGCUUUGGAGGUAUCACUUCGCCACAGGAGUGUGGCACCAGAUGGGCACAGACGGCUACAUGCCCCGGGAGCUGGCGUCCAUGUCGCUUGUGCUGCACGGGAACAACCUGUUAGUGUUUGGCGGUACGGGCAUCCCGUUUGGCGAGAGCAACGGCAACGACGUCCAUGUGUGUAAUGUCAAGUAUAAGAGAUGGGCGUUGCUCAGCUGCCGAGGGAAGAGGCCCAGUCGUAUAUAUGGACAGGCCAUGGCCCUCAUCAACGGCGCCCUGUAUGUCUUCGGGGGUACAACUGGCUACAUCUACAGCACAGACCUCCACAGGCUGGACCUCAGCACCAUGGUGUGGACACAGCUCAGACCCAACAACCUGUCCUGCGACCUGCCAGAGGAGAGGUACAGACAUGAAAUUGCUCACGAUGGGCAGAGGAUUUACAUCUUGGGAGGAGGUACUUCCUGGACAGCCUAUUCCUUAAACAAGAUACAUGCAUACAACCUUGAAACAAAUGCAUGGGAGGAGAUCGCAACAAAACCUCAUGAAAAAAUAGGUUUUCCUGCGGCCCGAAGAUGUCACAGUUGUGUUCAAAUAAAAAAUGAUGUCUUCAUUUGUGGGGGCUACAAUGGAGAAGUGAUCCUGGGAGACAUCUGGAAGCUGAACCUGCAGACGUUUCAGUGGGUGAAGCUCCCUGCCACCAUGCCGGAGCCCGUCUACUUCCACUGCGCAGCCGUCACGCCUGCCGGCUGCAUGUACAUCCAUGGGGGCGUGGUGAACAUCCACGAGAACAAGCGGACGGGGUCGCUGUUUAAGAUCUGGCUGGUGGUGCCCAGCCUGCUGGAGCUGGCCUGGGAGAGGCUGCUCGCGGCCUUCCCCAGCCUGGCAAACCUCUCCCGAACACAGCUUCUGCACCUCGGACUCACACAGGAGCUGAUCGAGCGCCUGAAGUGAGGCCUUCCGGACUGCGCUGAAACUGGAAAUGUUAAUUUAAAGAGACUCCUUAUUUAUGGGCAGUGCAGAGUGUACCACCAGGAGGACUGGUGACCCUGACCAGGGCCUUAUUCCGAAAAUACAUCCGAUGCCUUUCUGGGAGUGGCUUUACGUUGAUGGACACCUCUCUGGCGUGCUUUCUUCCCUGCUCUCUCCGUCCUGCCCCAUAAUGCACCCACACUUACGCACCCCUCUCUCCCGAUGAGUUGAGGGGACAUCGGAAAGUACCUUAAUAAUGGCUAGGAAUCAAGAGAGAGAAAUCGAUGCUUUUUUUUUUUUUUAAAAGAAAUUCUGAAUAUAUUGCCCAUGUCUAGCUAGCACUACAGAUUAAAGCGUCAUCAACCAGCACAGCUUAGAAAGCAGCAGCGGUAGCAGGGAGUCUGGGAACUGGAGUGAGGAGGAUGGUAACCUCAUGGUCUUGCAGGGCGGUGUUGCAUCUGGACGCGGAGUUAGUGUUUCUUAGCUGUGUCUGAGUGGCUGGACUCACAACAGAGGUUGAUGACAUGGUGGAAACAGAACUGACCUUGGGGAGAGCAGGCAGUUCAGCAAGCUUUGAUUAUUGCGCCCCUCAGCCUUUUGAUGCUCCCAAGGUUAGCGUUGGCCCACCAAGACUGAGCAUGUCUGUCACCUCGCCCUCUGCUGUCAUCUUUCAAGCUAAAUGUAUGGUGUCACAUUCUUUCCAGGCAGUCUUGAACUUCCCUUGCGCUUCUUAACGGCUUUAAAUAUGUCUUUGACCUGUUGAUAGGGAUUUGUAGAUUUUAAGUGUGGUGUGAGUGUCAGGGCAGUAGAAUAGAACACCCGCCUCCUUCAGCCCUGCUUGUGUUCGCUUCUGCUUGGGGUCAUGGGCUAUCUCGUAGCAGCUCUUAGACGUGUUCCUUUCCUGUCUUUGGACCACGCUCUUGUGUUUUCCUGAGCAUCCAGUUCUCUGUUCCCUCCUGAGCUUGUUGCCUCCUCUCACGUCUGCUUCAGUGUCCACGAUGCUCUAAUUGCCUGGUAACUGGGUAGAAGGUCUUAGGCAAAAGGCUUAUCCUUCCUCAAGAAGCAAGUGCCACUGGAAAAACCAGCAGGGGAAGGAGUGAAACUGAGCAGCAUUUGCUUUUUUUGAUGAAAGAUUUAGUUUUAGUUUGUUUUGUUAAUUCUAGAAAGAAAAGUCACCAAAGUUUUCACUUGUUUUGUCCUCAGGCUGCUAGAAGCGUUGAGGGAGUUACUUGUGGAAGCUGUGGGCAUCCAUAGGUGUAGCCAGGAUGCCAGAGGCCUGCGGGAGGAUGCAGCAGCCCUGCCUUCGCUAGGCCCGCAGAGGGGGCUUGCAGGAGAUUUCCAACACAUUUUUCCUUUAAGUGCCUCUCUUUCACCUAGCUUUAACAUUAUUAUUUUCCUUUAGUCCGGGGGAGACGUCUCCGGUUUGUGUGGGCGUGAAGUCACUCUGAGUUGUACUUCGGAGGCCCUGUGCAGUGUUCAGCUCUAGGCGGGCUCUUGGCGAGUGCCCCCGGCAGGCCUCGUGCCCCCUCCGUGUGGGUUAAGUUAGUGGAGCCUUUGCUUUGCGGCCCUGAAGGAGGCAGGCACAUCUGUGAGUCUGCGUCAUCUGAGGAGUGAGGAGAUGGGUGCUCCUAGCGGUCCCUCCCCAGAUCUCGCCUCUCCCUGCUGGUGCGGCUUUGCUCCUGCCACCCCCGCUAGGCCUCUCUCUCCAGGCUGCCUGAGCCACACUGUGAGCUCAGACAGUGACUACCUGGCCUCUGGACACUGGUGGAAACGCCUCCCAACUGAGUAAGCUAUGUUUUCCAGGGUGACGGGAUUUUUGUCAUUGGUUUAUGUAGGGACCAAAGACGGAAUUGAUGUUCAGCCCGUGUGCUUUGACUCCCAUGGUCCUUGGAAUACACAAAGGCCUCUCUGGUUACACCGGAAAGCUGGAGAGAGGGGUCCGAGUGAUGCAAGCCAAACCUGCCAUCACCCUCUUGAGCCUUUGGAAGGUAGUUUUCUUUGAGAUCGAUGUUGGAGGCCUGUCAUCAACCACCUUCUGUAUCUUUCAAAUACAUGUGUGGUCUAAAGUGUCUUUGAAUAGAACACUAGUAAAAGUGGUGCCGGGAGAAGCCUGCGUGCCCCAACUGCCCACACGCACAGGUUCUGGAUGCCAAAUGACUGUAGAGCAGGACUUAGAGGAAGGUGCCUGGGUUUUUCUCUUACCGGUCACCAGCUUUUGUGGUGUCUCUGUAACCAGCACUUGGAUUCCCGGUGGCAUCACCUCAUGUGUGGAAGGUUCUGCUGCCUGCUGCUCCUCUGCGUCUUGAGGUGCUCCUGGCCACUUUCCCGAAGUCCUGAAAGGGAAGUGCAAUAUGUAGACAGAGCUGUGCAGAGUGGGUGGAAGCGCGGCUGAAAAGCGGCCUCACUGCUUUUUCCACCUGUCUUGGGCGGCUCAGCUUAUUACUUUAGAGUGAAACUAUGCCAAGAAUUUCCAUAAGCCAACUUCUUGGUAGAGCUGGAGUUUUUUUCAAGUCCAUGUUUUCUUCUUCUGGUUCAUAAAAAGUUACUUUCCUCAGUUUGUGAGAGUAGAAACCCCCAUUCCUGUUUGCACUGUCUCCUGUUUGCAUGCCUUGCCCCGGAACAAGGAUGUCCGCUUGAAAGUGUUGCCCAAGUAGAGAAUUAAAACAUAGUAACUCAGUUUUUCCACAUACACACCGAUUUAUCUGGGAAUGUGGUACCUUAUUAAAUGAUGGCUUUUUCACUCUAAGGUGUUUUCCACUGCACGGGAAAUUGUGAAGCAAUAUAUAAUAGACUGAAACUUGCUCUUCGGGGCAAACAAAAUCUUUUCUUUCCACUGGCAGAAAUCCUCUUUCAGGGCCUAAGGACUUGAUAUAAAAGCUUGCUUUAUGGCAUUCCUGUCCCGCACAGAGCUAGAUUUAAAAAUUAUAUCUAUAAAGAAAAUAUUAACAUUUCUAGAUUGGAAGUAUGACAGUGACCUUUGGUUGUUCACAGUAGCAAGAUGAAAGCACAGACAAUUGAAAUCGUAGAUAAUCAGUAUUUCAACUUUUCUGUUAAACAGUUGAUUUUUCUCUUUCUAGUCCUUUCCCGCAAACACCUCCUUUUCAAGGGACUAGUAAUUAGGAAGGGAAAAAAGCCCACAGAGGGCUGGCAGGCCGCCACCAGGCCAGGGCCCUGGUUAGCCUUGAGGUGCUGGGCUCUGACAUCGGACACAGGUGGAACCCUGCGGGAGAUGGCGCCCUGAGUGCAGCCUGCUGCUGAGUUCUCUGCUGCCUCCUGGCCAGAAAGAGCUCUUCGUUCCUGUGGGAAGAACAGGCCGUGGCUUACAGGAGCAGAAAUCCCACCGUUUGAACACAUUUUGUAGCCCUUGACUUUGGCGUCACCUGCAGUCUGGCCUCCUGGUGUGCAAAAAGGUGCCACUACUCUCUUGGACUGUGCUGGAUUCUGUCUCCCGUAAAAGCAGUUUGGUUUUCUGUGGUCCUAGUGAUGCUCAGAGCGGCCCCUCCCACCAGCUCUCUGAGGUAGCCCAGAAAACCAUUUUCCCUUUUGUUUUUCUGGUUUCCUGUUGUUGAGCUUCGGGGUGAAUGAGGGUGUGUUGUUACAGCCGCCAUACGUUUCAAGAGCUAGUUACCCCAGCUGUAAGUCCCAUCAGUCCCCAGGGACCUUAGGACUCUGAAAGUGUUGGCAUGGCCUGAAGGAGGUGCGUGGGGUUCUGAAGCCCCCAUGUGUUGUCACACUUCCACACUUGUGAAAUUUGAAAGAAAAUGCUAUCUCCCUUGUCUGGUGUGGACAGGAGCUCUGAGCCGCGCUUUGACGGCAUCUUCUUGGUGUCUUUCCAUGUUGUGGAUUUCCUAACUUUGGGAAGUUUUCUCAAGGCCCCACUUCGCCUGCACAGGGGGAGUCAGGGUGUGCAGAGGAGAGGCCGAUUUCACUGAGUAGUAAUUGCUGUUGUGUAGUGACAGUCAGGAACAGGAAGGAGGCAGCAGGAAGCUCGCUGGCGGGUGGCGCCUGCACCGGAGCGUGCCAGUGUCUCCCUGCGGAGAGCAAGGAACAGGCAGGAAAGGAUGGCUCCUCUCUGGGCCCCUGCAGCUCUUCCUGCGGGUGUGCGAGGCCACACACAGUGCUUGCCUUACUUUAAAGCUAUUUGCCACAGUCCUGUGACGUAGUGUGGGUGUCCUGCAGUCUGUGUGCAUGCCAUGUGGUCCGGACAGCUUUCCCACCUCCCCUGGUUCCCUACGAGCAAGUGACUCUGCCCUGAGAUGUCCAAUCUGUACUUAUGUACCUUGUCAGUGUUCGCUGUUGGUUUUCUAAAACAAUCUGAUGAAUAAAUCUCUAAAUCACUCGG